This is a messenger RNA of Lactuca virosa, 2297 nucleotides long. The record is from the annotation of a GenBank genome assembly. Lineage: Eukaryota; Viridiplantae; Streptophyta; Magnoliopsida; Asterales; Asteraceae.
CUUGAAUUCUUCAAAACCCUCAAAUUUAAUCCAUUUAUUCUCCCAAUCAAAGGAGAAAUUCUCGCCGGAAAAACAAAUCCACGCCGUCUUUUUCUACAAUUUUUUCAACAUUUGUUUCCGCAAGCACCGCCUCACGCCUGUAAGCAAUCUUGAUUAUGUCUUCUCCACCGCCGGUAGCUUCUCCGGCACCCACCACCCCAUCUACACCACCAUCCACUAACACAACUUCACCACCACCCGCUGCAACUACACCACCACCCGCUGCAGCUACACCACCACCCACUCCUUCUGCCCCGCCUCCAUCCACCCCUGCUUCUCCUCCACCUCCAUCCACACCUCUUUCUCCGCCGCCGUCUCCAACCCCACCAACCCCCGUCACCCCUGUUCCUUCUCCCCCGACUCCUGUUACUCCACCUCCAACCACUUCCCCCGCACCACCCACAACAACCUCCCCGCCCCCUUCAUCAGCUACUCCUACGCUACCAUCACCAUCGCCUCCGACUCCGUCACCUCCCGGCUCUACGCCAUCUAACCCGCCACCAUCCGUUCCAAGAAAUAGCCCACCGUCUACUCCGGGACAAACUACAUCCUCUCCACCGCCUCCCAGGAGUGUGUCUUCUAGUCCUCCCGCGGCUCCGUCGUCUGACGGCUCUUCCGGAAUUUCAACCGGGGCCGUCGUUGGAAUCGCCAUCGGCGGAGUUCUGAUACUCGCGAUAUUUAGUAUUCUGUUUAUUUGUUGUAAAAAGAAGAAAAGAAGAACCAACGACCCUGCCGGUUUCUAUGUUCCUCCACCUCCACCACCUAAAGCUGAUCCUUACCAUCCUCAACAAUGGCAGCACAACGCGCCACCUCCUGGCGAUCACGUCGUAAUGAUGCCACCACUGAAACCCCCGCCAAUGGGAACACGGCCACCACAAUCGCCAGCUAGAUCACCUUCACCACAGCCUCCACCGCGGCCGCCGUUUCUGAGUAGCAGCGGUGGUUCGGGAUCAAAUUACUCCGGCGGUUCGAACCCACUUCCACCGCCUACCCCCGGUAUGUCACUAGGUUUCUCGAAAAGCACAUUCACAUACGAAGAAUUAGCCAUGGCUACCGAAGGUUUCUCCGAAGCCAACCUCCUCGGACAAGGUGGGUUCGGAUACGUCCAUAAAGGAGUGCUUCCGAACGGAAAAGAGGUCGCCGUUAAAUCAUUGAAAGCCGGAAGUGGACAGGGAGAAAGGGAGUUUCAGGCGGAGGUGGAGAUCAUUAGUCGAGUUCAUCACAAACACCUUGUUUCUUUAGUUGGAUAUUGCAUUAGUGGAGAUCAAAGAAUGCUUGUUUAUGAAUUUGUUCCAAACAACACUAUGGAGUAUCAUUUACAUGGCAAGAAUCGCCCUGUGAUGGAGUUCUCAACAAGAUUGAAGAUUGCUCUAGGAGCUGCAAAAGGAUUAGCUUAUCUCCAUGAGGACUGUCAUCCCAAGAUUAUUCAUCGUGAUAUCAAGGCUGCUAACAUUCUUCUUGAAUUCAAUUUUGAAGCAAAGGUUGCUGAUUUUGGGCUUGCCAAGAUUACUUCUGAUGUAGCCACUCACGUCUCAACCCGAGUGAUGGGAACUUUCGGUUACCUAGCACCGGAGUAUGCAGCUUCAGGAAAACUCACGGAGAAAUCCAAUGUUUUCUCAUACGGAGUCAUGCUCUUGGAAUUGAUAACCGGACGAAGACCCGUUGAUACCGCUCAAACUUUCAUGGACGAUAGUUUAGUCGACUGGGCAAGGCCAUUGCUAACUCGAGCUUUAGAAGACGGAAACUUUGACUCCAUAGUUGACCAACGUCUACCGAAGGACUACAACCAUAACGAGAUGGCCCGCAUGGUGUCAUGUGCCGCCGUGUGUGUCCGCCACUCGGCCCGCCGGCGGCCCAAGAUGAGCCAGGUGGUCCGCGCCCUAGAAGGCGAUGUGUCCCUGUCUGAUCUCGAUGAGGGGAUCAGACCGGGACACAGUUCGGUCUAUAAUGGGAGCUCAGACUACGAUACGGCUCAGUAUAACGAAGAUAUGGUUAAAUUCAGAAAAAUGGCUCUCGGGACACAAGAAUAUGCGAGUAGUGAGUAUAGUCGACCCACGAGUGAAUACGGGUUGAACCCGUCCGGGUCAAGUAGUGAAGGGCAAAAUACACGAGAAAUGGAGAUGGGGAAGUUGAGGAAAGAUACUCGGGGUUAUAGCGAUGGGUUUUGAUUAAUUAUAAUUGUAUAAAAAUUUGAUGCUAAUUUUUUUUUUGGAUAUGUAUUUAAAUUUGUUUUGGUCUUUUUUGAAACGAUAAAAUGG